Erigeron canadensis is the source of this 2813-nucleotide messenger RNA. Its product is annotated as wall-associated receptor kinase-like 6. Gene Ontology annotation, biological process: protein phosphorylation; cell surface receptor signaling pathway. Gene Ontology annotation, cellular component: plasma membrane. The record is from RefSeq and is a predicted model, not a curated record. The transcript is spliced from 4 exons. Gene Ontology annotation, molecular function: ATP binding; protein serine/threonine kinase activity; polysaccharide binding. The coding region runs from base 1 to 2622 and encodes 873 amino acids. Lineage: Eukaryota; Viridiplantae; Streptophyta; Magnoliopsida; Asterales; Asteraceae.
AUGAUGAUCGAGCUUAUCCCGUUCCCAUUUGGAAUCGGUGCAAUUUGUGCUUUCAACGUGUCGUACGCUAUUAAUUGCUUAAACUCGUCGAAGCCAUAUCUAUCAGCUGCCUCACUCAACCACCUUGAUGUCCUGAAUAUUGAUUUGGUAAAUGAGACAGUCACUAUUAAUUCGCCAACAUCAGUCUCUGAUUGCCAAUACACACGACAGCCAGGUCUGAAUAUUAUUAUUAGUAGUAGUAGUAGUGUCGAUCUUGAUAGGAGCCCAUUUUACGGGCACUUUUUACUAAAAGUAAAAGAGGACACAAUACGUACUAUCAAUAAUUGGUGUAAUUGUUUGUUAACAAGAAUGAUGAGCUUAUCUAAAGCUUACGAUUUGCUGCUCGACAUUCUUUGCCUAGUAUUAAUAUCAUCAAUAGUAGUAACAUCAAGUGCAAGUCCGCAUAUCGCCAAACAAGAUUGCAGUGAUAGAUGUGGAAAUGUGAGCAUCCCGUUCCCAUUUGGAAUCGGUUUAAAUUGUGCUUGCAACGUGUGGUACGCUAUUAAUUGCUUAAACUCGUCGAAACCAUAUCUAGCAGCUCCCACACUCAACCGGCUUGAAGUAUUGAGUAUUGAUCUGGUAAAUAGGACAGUCACUGUUAAUUCGCCGACAUCAGUCUCUGAUUGCCAAUACCCACGACCGCCAGGUCUGAAUAGCAGUAGUCCACAGAUGAAGAGUGUCGAUCUUGAGAGGAGCCCUUUCAUGUUUUCCGGAUCACGUAAUAAACUAGUGCUUGAGGGCUGUGGCAAUACCGUCUUUUGGGAAAAUGGGAAUCCGCUCUGUGGGUGUUCCACCGUUUGCCGUAAUUAUGAUAGUAGUACACCAUCAGCAGUUAAAAUAAGAAGAAGAGAGAAAAAUAAUAACUGCCUUGGUAUCACUUGUUGCGAAACAAGAAUUCCUGACCAUUAUUAUUAUUCACCAUCACGUUUUGAUUACGAUUAUCGCCUAAAGUCAUAUAUGGUGGAGCUGCAAACAGAUGAUGAUAGAUCAGCAGGUUCAUCAUCAUGUGGGUCUGCAUUCUUUGUGGAUGAAGAUUUGUAUGUUCAAGGAAGGUUUUCAAACGGCGGGCUUGUCCCGGUAACACUUGUUUGGGAUCUUACGGACCUUGACUUCCUACAGAUAACUUGUUGUGAUCCCGGUGGGGACAGUCGUUAUUCCCCCACAUCUUCGACUGUUGUGCAGCUGGCUAAUGGUACUGUUGUGCUACUACAGACGUGUAACCAGUCGCGGGAAUUUGAAGGAAACGUUUAUUUAAGAGAUGGAUGCGCUGUUAAGGAAGAGUGCGCAAGUUGCAUGGCUAUUGGAUUUCAUUAUUCCUGUGAUUACGACUUCAACUUGAACUUCACUUGUAUUCAUGAUGGUGUUGCUUAUAUAUUUCCAUUUUAUCCACCAAGCAAGAUGGGUGUCAUUCUAGGUGUUAGCAUUAGCAUGGGUAUAGUUUUUCUUGUUACAUCGAGCUAUGGAUUGUAUAGACUUAUAAAAAAAACAAAAGACAAAAUACGAAGAAAGAAGUUUUUCAAACGCAAUGGUGGUCUCCUUUUAAAACAACAAGAAGAGGCUCAACCGUCUUUAGUAGAAAAAACUAUACUUUUCACAUCACGUGAAUUAGACAAGGCUACUGACAACUUCAAUGAGGAUAGAAUUCUAGGUCGAGGAGGCCAAGGUACUGUUUACAAGGGUAUGUUAGUGGAUGGAAGGAUUGUGGCGGUGAAGAAAUCAAAAAUAGUUGAUGAAAGCCAGUUAGAGCAGUUUAUCAACGAGGUCGUCAUUCUUUCACAAGUCAAUCAUAGGAAUGUGGUUAAGCUAUUGGGAUGUUGCUUAGAGACAAACGUUCCUAUGCUAGUUUCUGAAUUCAUUCCAAAUGGUACUUUGUAUGAACAUCUUCAUAAUGAGACAAUGGAGUUUCCAGUUUCUUUAAACAUGAGAUUACAAAUAGCUACCGAGAUUGCGGGGGCACUUGCAUACUUGCAUUCAGCAACUUCCGUUCCAAUAUAUCAUAGAGACAUCAAAACUACUAACAUACUUUUGGAUGAUAAAUAUAGGGCUAAAGUUUCAGAUUUUGGAACUUCAAGGUUCGUAUCAAUAGAUCAAACUCAUUUGACUACCUUAGUCAAAGGUACAUUCGGCUACUUGGAUCCUGAAUAUUUCCAGUCUAGCCAAUUUACCGAGAAAAGUGACGUUUACAGCUUUGGAGUCGUUUUGCUUGAACUUUUAACUGGAGAAAGGCCGAUCUCGCUUACUAGAUUCGGAGAACACAGAAGUCUCGCUACGUACUUUAUGUUAGCUAUGAAAGAGGGGCGUGUUAUGUCUACUUUUGAUGCAACGGUGAUUAGAGAGGGUACUAGAGAUGAGCUUCUUUCGGUAGCUAACCUUGCAAUGCGAUGCUUGAAUCUGAAUGGAAAAAGUAGACCAACAAUGAAAGAAGUAGCCAUGGAUCUCGAAACCAUACGAACAUCGCAUAUACCAUCUACGAUUCAAACCAAUAACAUACCGGCCGUCAUAUGUGGGGAGGAAUUAUCAAUGCAAUCAUUUGGUGUAUCAACAUCAACAUUCUUGAGUUUCGAUGAUAGUAUUAGUCAAUGAUGCAAAGGUAUUGUUUCUUAUAUGUCGUCAUCUUCUAGGCACAUAGCUAGUAUGUAAUUGGACUUUAUGUAAGCAUAAAUCCAUCAAAAUACCAAAUUUGAAUGGAAAAUACUCAUAUCUAAUUAGGCAUGCGGCGUAAUCAUUUGAUCAAGGUAUGUUUAUUAUGGUUUCUUUUACAUGUUAUUGCAUUA